AACAGAAUGAUGGGAUUGAGUUAACACCAUCUGCUGAAAAGUUCAACAAAAAGACUCAAGGGAGACUCCUAGAACAACUUAAACUGUCGGUUGGCUUCUAAACAUCCUUAAAAGGACUCGCUAUGGCAUCUAGCCGAGAUGGGCGUAGUAGUUCAGCAUCUUCACACAGUGGAUCGAAUAUACCGCCAAACCGUUCAUCUAUUCGAACUCCCAAAAGACCACGUCCAACAACAGGGGGAGCUUAUGAUGAAAAAAGCACUGACUUUUUAUGCCCCGUCUGUUUUAAUUUAAUAGAAGAAGCGCACAUUACCAAAUGUGGUCAUACCUACUGUUACAGCUGCAUUACCAAGUCGAUAGAAUCUCAGAAGCGCUGUCCAAAGUGUAAUUCAGCUCUUGCGAUGGAACAGAUAUUUCCAAAUUUUUUACUUAACGACUUAAUAAAGAAGCACAAGCUCAGAAUGAAUGGUUACGAUGCUUUAGGCAUAACGAGGGACAGUUCUGGGGAGUUUGCUUCAUCAGCAGAUGGUCUAAGAGAUUUUGUGGCCAGCGAAUCACAAAAUUUAACUCUACCCGAUGUUAACGUUAUGCUGGAGGUCCUAACACAGCGCAAACAGUUGUUAGAAGCCGAGUCUUGCGCAGCUCAAAAUAGACUGCUACUAGAAUUCUUAAAACAUUUACUUAAGCAGAAACGGGAACGACAAGCCCAAAUUGCGAAAGAAAUAACUAUUAUAGAAUAUGAUAUUGAAGAAGUUAGCAACAAACUAAGGGAAGUUCAUAGUAAAUGUCCAACACUAGAAGAUGUUGAACGUACUGCUGCGGGGGCCUCCGAAACGGAUGCGUCCACAGUUAAUGCUAUGAAAAAGGAAAUGAUUGAGAUUAUUGAUAAUAUCGGCACCUCCACGGGCAGACGUGAGGAAUCUAGUAGUUUGGAAGGCCCUUCUCGACCUAACACGUCACUCGCAAUGCGUAGGAGACGAAUGCACGCGUACUUUGACGAUUUUGUGGACUGUUAUUUCUCGACACGUUCCAAGGACAUAUUUUUCGGUAAAGAAGGCCUCGACAAAAGCUCCAAACCCGCUCUGGAACCAAAUCCAGGUUUGGACCAAUUCCGCGAGAGUUUAAUAAAAUUUUCCACUUACAAUUCGCUUCGAAUUCUAGCAACAUUGAACUACUCUAGUGACUUGUUUAAUAAUUCCACUAUCGUUUCGAGUAUAGAGUUUGACAAGGAUAAUGAGUUUUUUGCCAUAGCGGGGGUGACGAAGAGGAUAAAGGUUUUUGACUAUAGCGGUGUAAUUAAGGACGUUGUAAGCAUACAUUACCCUUGCAUUGAAAUGGUUUCCAGAUCAAAAAUUUCCUGUGUUAGCUGGAAUACGUACCACAAAAGUACUUUAGCUUCUAGCGACUACGAAGGGACUGUAACCAUCUGGGACGCUUCUACUGGGCAAAGGACUAAAACAUACCAGGAGCACGAAAAACGAUGUUGGAGUGUGGAUUUCAACUGCGUGGACACACGUUUAAUAGCAUCGGGCUCCGACGAUGCCAGAGUGAAACUGUAUUCCCUCAAUGAAGAACAUUCUGUAGCUACUUUAGAAGCCAAAGCGAACGUGUGCUGCGUGAAGUUCAAUCCACGUAGCUCGUCCCACUUAGCUUUCGGCAGCGCCGAUCACUGUGUUCAUUACUACGACUUAAGAAACAUGAAAGAGGCAGUUGCAAUUUUUAAAGGGCACAAAAAGGCUGUUAGUUACGUAAAAUUUUUAAAUAGUGAAGAAAUAGUGUCGGCUUCCACCGAUUCGCAGCUCAAAAUGUGGAAUAUCAACACGCCGUACUGUCUCAGGUCAUUUUUGGGACACAUUAACGAGAAGAAUUUCGUCGGACUGGCAACUGAUGGUGACUAUGUGGCUUGCGGGUCAGAAAAUAACGCGCUAUAUGUAUAUUACAAAGGAUUGAGUAAAAAGUUAUUUAGUUAUAAGUUUGAGGCUAUCGAGGGCGUUCUCGAACAAGAGAGACGUGAAGAUGAUAUGAACGAAUUCGUAUCGGCUGUGUGUUGGAAACAGAACUCUAACGUUGUCGUGGCAGCGAAUAGUCGGGGGAUUAUAAAUAUUUUAGAGUUAGUUUAAUUGUACGAUUUGAUGGAAAUAUUAUUUUUGUGAUUUAACAAUAAGGUUUGUAAUAUAUUGUAUCGUUAUAA
Molecule: messenger RNA, 2188 nt
Organism: Anoplophora glabripennis (Asian longhorned beetle)
Lineage: Eukaryota; Metazoa; Arthropoda; Insecta; Coleoptera; Cerambycidae
Product: E3 ubiquitin-protein ligase RFWD2
Exons: 2
Coding region: 123-2117 (664 amino acids)
Biological process (GO): proteasome-mediated ubiquitin-dependent protein catabolic process
Cellular component (GO): cytoplasm
Molecular function (GO): metalloaminopeptidase activity; protein binding; ubiquitin protein ligase activity
Source: RefSeq, a predicted model, not a curated record